Messenger RNA from Amborella trichopoda, 1947 nucleotides. RefSeq lists its product as uncharacterized. NCBI's taxonomy places the organism in Eukaryota, Viridiplantae, Streptophyta, Magnoliopsida, Amborellales, Amborellaceae. The record is from RefSeq and is a predicted model, not a curated record.
UGAAAUGAAUGACAAAUGAUGAGAGAGAGAGGUACAAAAUGAUUUACAGGGGCAAGCUCCACCUGUGUGGAAUUCAUGAAGAGUGAGAAAGAAACCGCGAAAUAAGAUACCACGCUCUUCUUGUUUAUAUCAACACAAACGCCCCCAAACCUCUUUCUCUCUCUAAGAUACCACGCUCUUCUCGUUCCAUUCCUGCACAGAAACCCAACCUCCCUCUCUCUCUACUCACGAGGAAGACAUAGGACCUUCGCUUUCUCUUGAUUUCAGAGACCUAAAGUCGUGAAAUUGCAGAGGUUUUUGCUAGUCAAUUGCUUCUUUCUCUAGAAAUUGGGCUUGGGCUUCUCUUGAUGGCAUCAGGGGAUGCGCGGCCAUGGUUUUUUGCUUCAGUCCAACCAAUAGGACUUGCAGAUUGUUACUAGCCGAUAUUUAUAGUUUCAAGCUUGAACUACUUUGCCUAUAAAGAAGCAAGUAAACCCUGCAAUUAGACUCCCUUUCUUAUUUGAGGCACUGGCAGCUGCAAACUUUGUUUAAUUAAAUGAUGUGGUUUGGAUUUUUUAUGGAAAGACAUUGCUGUUUUGUGACGUGAGAAGAUUUGAAGAGUCAUCAUGAAAAUGGGGACCAACAACCGAGGUGGACUUUUAAGGAAACCAAAUGAGACUAUGAGGCUUAUUAUUACUACUGUUUUUGGAGUUGUUUUUGGUUUCUUGAUAGGGUUUUCCUUCCCCUCUUCUUCUUUAACAAAGUUCAACUUCCCCACUGGACUUCUGUCUUCUGUUGACCUUUCAUUCAUCGAGGAUAAGGACUCUGGGAUUGCUACCCAAGCACUUUUGAACCAUGCUUGGACAACACGAAAUAUGAAUAAGAGCAGAUCCAUGCAAAAUCAUAACUCCACAAAGAUAUACAUUCCAACAAAUCCCCGUGGUGCUGAGACACUACCCCCCGGAAUUAUUGCAUCUGAGUCAGAUUAUUACCUUCGGAGAUUGUGGGGUAAGCCUAGUGAGGACUUGACCGUUAAACAAAAGUAUCUGGUGACAUUUACUGUGGGAUAUGAUCAGAAAAGUAAUAUUGAGGCAGCAGUUAAAAAGUUCUCAGAAAAUUUUACUAUUUUGCUCUUCCACUACGAUGGAAGGACAAGUGAAUGGGAUGAGUUCGAGUGGUCAAGGAGGGCUAUUCAUGUGAGCGCAAGGAGACAAACAAAGUGGUGGUACGCCAAGCGCUUUUUGCACCCGGACAUCGUAGCCCCAUAUGACUACAUAUUCAUUUGGGAUGAAGAUCUAGGUGUUGAGCAUUUCAAUGCAGAAAAGUACAUAGAGCUGAUAAGAAAACAUGGUCUGGAGAUUUCACAGCCUGGUUUGGAUCCCAAUAGAGGGUUGACAUGGCAGAUGACAAAAAGAAGAGGAAAUAGCGAAGUGCAUACAGAAACAGAGGAAAGGCCUGGCUGGUGCAGUGAUCCCCAUUUGCCACCAUGUGCAGCCUUCGUUGAGAUAAUGGCGCCAGUGUUUUCUCGUGAUGCUUGGCGUUGCGUUUGGCAUAUGAUUCAGAAUGACUUGGUUCAUGGAUGGGGAUUGGAUUUUGCUCUAAGAAAAUGUGUCGAGCCUGCACAUGAGAAAAUAGGUGUGGUGGACUCUCAGUGGAUAGUGCAUCAAGUUGUUCCUUCGCUUGGAAACCAGGGGCAGUCGGACAAUGGUAAAGCACCAUGGGAAGGAGUUCGGGAGAGGUGCAGAAAAGAGUGGGCUAUCUUUCAAGGUCGAAUGGAGAAUGCAGAGAAGGCGUAUUUUGCAGAGAUGGGGUUACCUCAACCCAAUAUCUCGAAAGCACACUGAAGAUUUGUUUACUUUCGUAGCUUUGUAGGAGAAUUUUUGUUUAAGGGUGGAAUCUGACUGGUGAUUGUAGAAUGUCAUUUUUAUGUAGUAAUUUUUCAUAUAAUUUAAUCUCCCCUUUUUUUAA